AAUACGUUUUGCUGUCAGUCUCGAGUCUCAGCUCUACUCUCAAAGGUCCAAUCAUUCAAUAUAUUCACAAUUGAAGAUGUUCAAAUCGGCAAAGUGCAUUUUGAUCGCGCUGUUUAUGCUAAUGCUGUGCAUUUUGGCUAAAGCUGCGCCCUAUCAGGAGUUGGAGCCACGCAAGGGUCAUGUACCAGUAUACAUACGACAUGGCGAUGAGUCCUUGAGCAAUAUACAUCCCGGUCUAGCAGAGGCAUUUAAAGAGCAACCCAGCGCCGAGAAUCUCGUUGCGGAAGCUGCAACCGAAUCGGAUAUAGCUAGCUUUGAAGUUAUCAAAGCUUUGGACGAAUCAAAUUAAAUUGAAUAAAUAUUGUAUAGUA
This is a messenger RNA of Drosophila hydei, 371 nucleotides long. RefSeq lists its product as uncharacterized. NCBI's taxonomy places the organism in Eukaryota, Metazoa, Arthropoda, Insecta, Diptera, Drosophilidae. The coding region runs from base 77 to 349 and encodes 90 amino acids. The transcript has 3 exons. The record is from RefSeq and is a predicted model, not a curated record.